UUUCACACGGGGAAUUUUCUCAAGAAACAAAUGCUAUUGCCGGACUACCGGUGGCGCAACGACUUGUUCAUAUCUGGAUGCCUAUAUAAGUAGAGCUCCUCCACCUGCUAUUGGCAACACAACAAGCUACCAGUAGAACACAAGAGCUUGAGCUUCUAACAGGAAACAGCUGAACGAAGCGACCAUGAAGAGCAGCACGCUCCUGGUGCUCCUGUGCCUCCAGGCCGCUCUGGUCAUGGGGAUCUUCGCAGCCGUAGCAAAAGAAAAUGCCGUGGGAGAGAGCAAGGCCAUCGACAUCAACCCGGGUCAGCUCAAGUGCUGCACCAACUGCAACUUCUCCUUCUCGGGGCUCUACACCUGCGACGACGUAAAGAAGGACUGCGACCCCGUCUGCAAGAAGUGCGUCGCCGUGAAGACCUACUCCGGCAAGAAGUUCAAGUGCACCGACACCUUCCUCGGCAUGUGCGGACCAAAGUGCUAGAUGAGCAUUAUUCAAGCAUGCGCUGGAAUUUCCCUUGGGACACUCGAUCUCUAGCGAAAUGGCCGAGGUCAUGUGGCGCCUACACGAACGUAUGAUUAUCAUUGUGUGAUGUGUGUUCAGUGUUGUGAGUUUGUGUGGUAUGUUCUUGUACGUGUGCUUGUUCUUGACGAUGCCCGCGAACAAUAAGCUGUUGUUUGCAAUAAAUAAAAGUGAUGCAACGGGCACUGCGAGUUAUGUUUAGAAAAUUAAAUUUUCUC
Messenger RNA from Setaria italica (foxtail millet), 738 nucleotides. RefSeq names its product Bowman-Birk type wound-induced proteinase inhibitor WIP1. Gene Ontology annotation, cellular component: extracellular region. The record is from RefSeq and is a predicted model, not a curated record. Lineage: Eukaryota; Viridiplantae; Streptophyta; Magnoliopsida; Poales; Poaceae. Bases 185 to 481 code for a protein of 98 amino acids. The transcript is spliced from 2 exons. Gene Ontology annotation, molecular function: serine-type endopeptidase inhibitor activity.